AUGGGGUGCGUAAGCUCCAAGGCCACUCUUAAAGACGUCGACGAGCUCUCUACUGGGACGCCUGAUAAUCAUGAUGCUGACGUGGCGUCUGAUAAGCGGAAAGGGCAGGGCCGGCGGAAGCAGGAGAAGGUUCAGCAACAACUGGCACAGCAGCAACAACCGCCUGGCUCCGAUAUUCAGGGAAAAUUACCCGCGAGCUCUGAACCCAGUCAGUCGCUUAGCGCGAGUACCACCGGUGUACCAGCAUCAAAGCCAGAGGCUGGUGCAGAAAGACAAGAAGCAGAGUCUUUAGCUAAGAGAGAUUCUCAAGCCGAAGCAGUGAACAAUAUCCCCGCUGCCGUUCUGCCUCAGACGAAUCAUACGCAGCAGACCACCAGUGCAGCUGAUGCUGACGCCAGCGCCACUGCAGGCGCAGCCAAAGAGAAGCUGCCACGUCAACCUCUUCCGCCUGUCAUCCAACCCCCCCCGCCCCAAUCCGGCGCAAUGGUGCUCGAGGUUCCAGGAGCCGGCUUCUGGCUGCGCUUCUCCUACUUGACGCAGCGAGGGUAUUAUCCCGAAGCCCCGGGAAAGGCGAAUCAGGACAGCUUCUGUGUGGUUCCCCAAUACGGAGGGCUCCCGUCGGACCACCUCUUUGGCGUGUUCGACGGGCACGGGGAGCAAGGCACGCCGUGCUCGCAGUUUUCCCGGGACGUGCUUGCGCGGAACCUUCUGAACCACCCUGCGUUGGAUGCGGACGUUCCUCGGGCGUUCAGGGAUGCGUUUGUGACGACGAAUGUUGAGCUGCACCGGUCGCACGUCGACGACACGAUGAGCGGUAGCACGGGCAUCGCCGUGCUGCUGCGCGAUCGCAUGCUGUACGCCGCUAACGUGGGGGACUCGCGCGCGGUGCUGGCGGAAUGGCACAUGGACGAGGCCGCGGGUAGGGGGGAUGGGGAGGGCGCCGAGGGAGCGGGCGGAGGGGAAGGGCGGAUCGGGGGAGAGGGCGGAGCAGCAGAAGGAACGAGAAAAGCUGGUGAGGAUGGGGCUGUGGUUGCAGACGGGCAAGAAGGAGCAGGAGGAGGAGGAACAGGGGGAGGAGGAGGGGCAGGAGCAGCAGACGGGGCAGGGGGGGAAGCGGGGAAAGGAAAGGAGAAGAAGCAGGGGUACUCAGCAGGGGGCGCUACGCUGCGUGCAGUAGACCUCUCGAGCGACCAAACCCCCUUCAGAGCGGACGAGUGCGCGCGCGUGCGCGCAUGUGGCGCGCGCGUGCUAACCCUAGACCAGCUGGAAGGGCUCAAGGAUCCGGACGUACAGUGCUGGGGGGGGGAGGACGACGACGACGGGGAUCCGCCGCGGUUGUGGGUGGCGAAUGGCAUGUAUCCGGGGACGGCUUUCACGCGGAGUCUGGGGGACUCGGUGGCGGAGCGGAUUGGCGUGUGCGCGGAGCCUGAGGUGCUGACUGUGGCGCUGUCGGAGCGGCACCCGUUCUUUGUGAUUGCGAGCGAUGGCGUGUUUGAGUUCCUGAGCAGUCAAGACGUGGUUAACAUGGUGGCUCGGCACAACGAUCCGUUUGCGGCGUGUGAGGAGAUCGUGGCGGAGUCGUACCGGCUGUGGCUGCAGUAUGAGACGAGGACGGACGACAUCACCAUCAUCAUCGUUCACAUCGACACCGAGAUGCCCGACAGCACACUGGAGGCAGUGCAGCAGGGGGCAGCCCGCACCACGUCCACAGGCGUGCCGCUUCCACCGCCGACGCCACCACUGGUGCUGCCCACCUCAACCGCUUUACGCUCCAUGCUGGCGGAUCUGGGCGCCUUCCAGCGCCGCAUCAUUGAGGGCACUGACUUUGACCGCCCCCCCGCUGAAGACAACUGGUCCCCGCCCGCUGAUGUCGCUGCCACCGCUGCGCUUGUGGAGCACCAGCUGGAGCAUGCGUUGCGAGGGAACUUCCUGUUCCACAGCCUGUCGCACGAGCAGCAGGACUUCAUGCUGCAGUGCUUCCAGAAGAUGGACGUGGGGCCGGGGGACGUUGUUAUCCAACAGGGCGAUGUGGGCGACAAGUUCUUCAUCUGCCACCACGGGGACUUCGAUGUGCUCGUGGCCACGGAGCAGAUGGAGGAUGACCCUCUAGGAGUGGUGGUUCAUCGCUACAUUGCCAACGACAAACACAUGCCCAGCUUUGGGGAUCUUGCACUUAUGUACGGGACGAGGAGGGAAGCGUCGGUGCGGGCGGCGUCGCGCGGAGUGUUGUGGUUCCUGCAGCGGGCGCUGUUCCAGAAGGUGCAGACGCUGGGGCUCGUGGCAGGGUCCGCGGAGAUGGGCCCUCCGCCCCGCCUGCUGCGCCUCCUGCGCUCCCUGCCCUUCCUCUCCCCCCUCUCCUUCGGUCAGCUUCAGCGCCUUGCGCUCUUCUUGCUGACGCUUGAGCUGAACGAUGGGGAUGGGUUGGAGAUGGAAGGGGGCACGGUGUAUGUGGUGCAGGAGGGGCGGUUGUUGGUGAAGGGUGGUGCGGAUGGGGAAAAGGAGGAGGAUGGGGAGGGCGAGGGGGGGAAGAGUGAAGGUGAUGCGGGGACGGAUUUGCAGUAUUUCAAUGAGGCGUGUUUGUUGGAUGGGGACGAUGGGGAUAAGAGGCCUGCGAAUCCAGACACACAGGCAGCUGCAGGUGUGGAAGGCGGGGAAGUAGAGGAGAACGAGCAGCAAGGGAAGAAGCAGGAAGACGGAAGGCAGGAGGGGGAAGCGAAGAGGAAAGGGUGGACGGAGGGGCCAAGGAAGGCGGUGGCGAGGGGGCAGGUGCAGUGCUGGGCGAUCGACAGAGACAAGUUUGAGGCGGCUGUGGGGCCGCUGAGCGAUGCGGUGGGGGUGGAUGCAGAGUGGUGCCGGUUCCAGGAGGCACUGGCGGCAAAGAGGCAGGGGGACGAGAUGCGGCAGAUCUUGGAGGGGAUCGUGGCGGCUGAAGUGGAGUGGCAGGACGUGCUAGCGAGCAACGAGUGGAGUGAGGUCGUGCAGCUGCGAGUGCAGAACGUGGGGAGGGUUUUCGCCAUGCGGCGGUUCGGCAAGACGCGCGUGGGGCUGCACAGCCGUAGCAAGCAGGUCCACCGGGAACGCAAUCUCUUCGAAACCCUCUCAGCCAAUCCGUUUGUGCCACCUGUCAUCACGCCGUACACCGACCAUGCCUCCGUGGGCCUGCUGCUGGACUGCCAGCUCAGCACGCCGCUGGCGCUGGUCAUGGGCGGCAGGGAGGGAGCGGGGGGGCAGGCAGGGCCCGACGUUUUCCCUCCACUGCCGGAGGAUGCCGCCCGGUUUGUGGCGGCAAGUCUUGUCGUGGCAAUGGAGCUGAUGCACCGGGACGGAGUGGUGUUUCGAGGCGUGUCCCCCUCCACCCUCUUCCUCGACUCUCGAGGCCAACUGCAGCUCCCCGAUCUGCGUUUCGCCAAGCGUCUGGAGGACGGGCGCACGUUCACCAUGUGUGGGUCGCCAGACUUCGUAGCGCCGGAAGUCAUUGCGGGGCGCGGCCAUGGCGUGCCCGCUGACUGGAUUAGAAGGGAGGAGAGGAAAGUCAUAGCGGGGCGCGGCCAUGGCGUGCCCGCUGACUGUGUACACACGCAUCGCCCGCCACGCACUCUUCCUCCCCGACCACCUCCCCCCCGACCUCUUCCUUCUCGACCUCUUCCUUCCCGACCACCCCCCACCCCCUCCGACAGGUGGUCCCUGGGGGUGCUCAUAUUCGCUCUGCUGCACGGCGAAGGUCCAUUCGGCUCGUGGAGGGACAGCGAGCUGACAGUGUACACACGCAUCGCCCGCCACGCGCUUUUCCUCCCCGACCACCUCCCCCCCGCCGCCUCCGCUCUCAUCCACCAGCUGCUCUCCCCACGCCCCGAAGACCGGCUCGGGUGCGGCCCUGGCGGGGCUGGGGCUAUCAAGGCCCACCCUUGGUUUGCUGGCGUGCCGUGGGAACAGGUGGCGGUGCUGGAUUGGCCGGCGCCGGAGGAGCUGGUGAGGAGGGUGGGGGAGGUGCAGGGGGAGAGGGGGAGGAUGGUGGAGGAGGAGAAGAAGCAAGGGGUUGCGGGAGAGGAGGAGAGUGCGGUGGGGCAAGGUAGAGAGGGGUCGGAAGAGUCGCUUUGGUUUGAAGGUUGGUGA
This is a messenger RNA of Closterium sp. Naga37s-1, 4113 nucleotides long. Lineage: Eukaryota; Viridiplantae; Streptophyta; Zygnematophyceae; Desmidiales; Closteriaceae. The record is from the annotation of a GenBank genome assembly.